Messenger RNA from Knipowitschia caucasica, 288 nucleotides. The record is from the annotation of a GenBank genome assembly. Lineage: Eukaryota; Metazoa; Chordata; Actinopteri; Gobiiformes; Gobiidae.
AUGUGUAAGCCCCGCCCCCUCCGACACAUUCUUCAGAUUCCUGCUCAGACCUGUCCACUUCUCUCUGGUCUGGGCUCCGUCUGCAGCUUUGUGUUGUUUUUCUGCUACAAGGCUCAGACGAACGAGUCCAGGAUGUCUUCCUCCAGGAGCAGAGUCGGUCCAGAGGAAAGUCUCUCCGUGAUGCAGGAGCUGGAGGACCGUCUGAAAGAACAGAUCGACAAACUGGAACACCUCCGACUGUCUGCACUGGACCUGAGAGAACAUGUAUCAGCGGUACGGUACCACUGA